Molecule: messenger RNA, 1407 nt
Organism: Pimephales promelas (fathead minnow)
Lineage: Eukaryota; Metazoa; Chordata; Actinopteri; Cypriniformes; Leuciscidae
Product: cornifelin homolog B
Source: RefSeq, a predicted model, not a curated record
CAGAGAUGUACUCUGGCAGUCGAUGUCGGGCCAAUCUUUACAUAAUCAGCAUAUGAAGAGGAUUUCAUAAAUUGCUUAACCAGUGAAUUUCAUUACAAUUAAAGCCCUGCAUCCAAAUAAAGAUUGUGACAUUUAUCUCACCUCAUUGCACCUACUUUCAACGCACAAACUGUAAUACAAUAGGGCAACCACGUUGCAUUUCUUGUCCAUUUUUCCAAUAUCUAUUGAUCUCGCAUACUUAUCAUUUUUCUCAUUAUUUCCAUGGUCUGAUGAAAGCAUAACUAGAAAGUUGUUCUUUGAUAAGCAUCCUUUAUGUGCGUAUGCUUGUAUAGAGUGAGAAUCUACGUAGACAUUCCCGACAUCCUCCCUCCCCCUGAAUAAAUGACAGCAUCGCCCUCUCAAGGUGUCAGUCUUCUGCUGAACUUUCCUCUGUCCCAGUUUUUGGAUUUGAGACUCAUUCAUCAUGGCAAGCAAGAUGGUGAUUCAACAACCCAAGCCACUAGUAGUGUCUGCAGCAUCCGACCAGUGGACCACCAGCAUCUGCGAAUGCGACAACGUCAAUGAAUGUUGCUUCUCUGUGUGGUGUUUCCCUUGCUUCGCCUGCAUCACAGCCAGAGAUCAUGGAGAGUGUCUGUGUCUCCCUCUACUGGACAGCUGCGGGUGUAUUCCUCCUGUUACUCUGUCCAUGAGGGUGUCCACACGACUGCGAUACGGCAUCACGGACUCCAUCUGCAAUGACUGUGUGUACUCUUUCUUCUGCGGACCGUGCUCAUGGUGCCAGAUCAGACGCGAGAUGAAGGCAAGACUAUCACCUAUCACUCUGUUCAACAACAGGCCAACCUAAAGAACACCAUCAUCUUCCUCACCUCGCUCUAUUAUCACUUUCACACAUUCUCUAAAGCGAUCAGUCUUUAUCGGAUCAUAGUCAUGUCAGUCCAAAACACAAAGAUUUGCUGUUCUGGGGUUGCAAUCAGAGUUUUUGAUCUCCCUCCCACACACACUGACCUGAGAUCAGCCCUUUGACAUUGUAGGGGAGUGUGUUUAAGAUGUUGGUGUACAGCUUUAAUCCAGGAAGUGGAGAAUUCUGAACAAUGGAUUCCCUUAAGGAAAAUGCCGAUUUGGGAUUCUUACAGCAUGUUUAGUGUCGCAGUUUUUAUUAUAGAUUGUAAUUAUUAAAGCAAUGGCAUUUUCUUUUUAUCUCACACUCUAAAUCUUUCUGAAAACAUCUGUUUAAUAUUACAUUUUCACUGUAGUUGGAAAGUUGUUUUAUUGAGCCAUUGAUAUGUGACACUGGAGGUUUGAUAUUAGGAUAAGAUGUUUUAGUGCGUGUCUGUGUUUGUGCAGAUCUGUAAAUGAUGAAAUUUAUAGAAUAUUAAAAGAAAAAGUCAAUAAAGCUGAUUACAAAUA